AUGGCGCAGGAGAGCGGACAUCGAGGUCCCGGGGCCCUCCCGUGUGCACAGGCCAGGGUGUCCCCUGCCCGGCCACCCCAGGGGCCCUCUGGACUGAGUCCCACCCAGCACCCUGGAGAUGUCCACUGCUGGGCCACCCCAGCAGUCCCUGCUGCCAGCCGGGACCAAGGACAUGGUUUCCAGGGCAUGGAGUGGUGUGCGGGUGGCAACAAUGCUGGCCACACGGUGGUGGUGGAUGGCAAGGAGUAUGACUUCCACCUGCUUCCCAGUGGCAUCAUCAACAGCAAGGCCGUGUCCUUCAUCGGACCAGGUUCUUCUGGCCUCUGGACCGUGGGCUUCCCCGUGGAGCUGGGCGCCUGGCGGCCUGGCACAUCCGCUGGAGGGCAGCCUUGGAACCCUGCCCAUGUGUGUCACGUACCCUCAGGUCUGAAGGACUGGGAGAAGCGGCUCAUCAUCUCUGACCGGGCCCACCUGGUGUUUGACUUCCACCAGGCAGUGGACGGGCUGCAGGAGGUUCAGCGCCAAGCUCAGGAGGGGAAGAACAUAGGCACCACGAAGAAGGGAAUCGGACCCACGUACUCCUCCAAGGCCGCCCGGACCGGCCUCCGCAUCUGCGACCUGCUGUCAGAUUUCGAUGAGUUUUCCACCAGAUUCAAGAACCUGGCCCUCCAGCACCAGUCCAUGUUUCCCACCCUGGAGAUAGACGUUGAAGGUCAACUGAAAAGGCUCAAGGGCUUUGCCGAGCGGAUCCGACCCAUGGUGCGAGACGGCGUCUACUUCAUGUAUGAGGCCCUCCACGGGCCCCCCAAGAAGAUCCUGGUGGAAGGCGCCAACGCAGCCCUUCUUGACAUCGACUUCGGGACCUACCCCUUCGUGACCUCCUCCAACUGCACGGUGGGCGGCGUGUGCACGGGCCUAGGCAUUCCCCCCCAGAACAUCGGCGAUGUGUAUGGCGUGGUGAAAGCCUACACCACCCGCGUGGGCAUCGGGGCCUUCCCUACCGAGCAGAUCAAUGAAAUUGGAGAACUGUUACAGAACCGUGGCCAUGAGUGGGGAGUGACCACAGGCAGGAAGAGGCGCUGCGGCUGGCUGGACCUGAUGAUCCUGAGAUACGCCCAUAUGGUCAAUGGAUUCACUGCGCUGGCACUGACCAAGCUGGACGUCCUGGACGUCCUGGGUGAGAUCAAGGUUGGCAUCGCAUACAAGCUCAGCGGGAGGAGGACCCCCUACUUCCCAGCUAACCAGGAGAUACUGCAGAAGGUGGAGGUGGAGUAUGAGACGCUGCCCGGCUGGAAAGCUGACACCACGAGCGCCAGGAAGUGGGAGGAUCUGCCUCCCCAGGCCCAGAGCUACGUGCGGUUUGUGGAGAACCAUGUGGGUGUGGCAGUCAAAUGGGUUGGUGUCGGCAAGUCCCGAGAGUCCAUGAUCCAGCUGUUUUAGACCCAACAGAGCUGAGACCGGUCAGACAGACGGACGGCAGACUCCUCCCCAGCCAGCAGCAGCUGUGUGCUCCCUGCCCAUACACCAGCGCCAUAAGCAAAACAUAGGAAAACUAUUUUCUGAACUUUUAUUUUUCUAUGUAAGCCUUCAACUGAACCCACUGAAUUCUAUGAUUUUAAACAUCUGAAAGCCAGCACUGUCUACAUUUUUAAAAACAUUUGUGCUAUCUAAAAUGAGCCUAAGUGCUUGAAAGAGUCGGCACGCAAGCGGCAUAUCUCCUGUGACAACACACGGUCACAUGGCACGUGUCCUGUGAGAACACACGGUCACAUGGCAC
Dipodomys ordii (Ord's kangaroo rat) is the source of this 1777-nucleotide messenger RNA. It is a transcript of the gene Adss1, whose product is annotated as adenylosuccinate synthase like 1. Bases 1 to 1440 code for a protein of 479 amino acids. Gene Ontology annotation, cellular component: cytoplasm. Gene Ontology annotation, molecular function: adenylosuccinate synthase activity; nucleotide binding. Lineage: Eukaryota; Metazoa; Chordata; Mammalia; Rodentia; Heteromyidae. The transcript is spliced from 13 exons. Gene Ontology annotation, biological process: IMP metabolic process; 'de novo' AMP biosynthetic process. The record is from RefSeq and is a predicted model, not a curated record.